AGUCACACGCCGGUUCAACUUGGCACGUGCCAAUCCAGAGAGAGAGAGAGAGAGCCUGGUCUCUUUUCUCUCCCUUCUUCAAAAAAAUUCAAUCUCAAGUUCCCAUUGCUCAUUGCUCAUUUCACUAACACCACUUGCUUCACUUGUUCAAAACUCUGCAACUUGGAGCUGACGGUUCUGCUUCAGGAUCCUUCCGAUCUGAUUUCUGCAUUGUGCGAGUGACGAGUGAGAGGAAGAUGAACGGAGGAGGUAGGCAGAGAUCUGGUACGGCGGGGGUGCACCAUCAGCGUCAGUACUCCGACAACUUUCUCGAUGGAUCUUCCAACAGCAGGUGGCUUCAAUCCGCUGGCCUUCAGCACCUUCAAUCCAAUAACAUUCCUCCGCUACAGGACUAUAACUUCUAUGGCGGAGGAGCUCAAGGAGGUGGGAGAAUGUACAGGAAUGCGCAGAGGAGCUUCAAUGGAGGAAAUGAGUUCUACAUGGAGCCUUCAACCCCUCCGGGUAAUUACCGUGCUUCCACGCAGAAGAAGAGUGACGAGGAUUCGCCCGGCGAUUUCAGCCCCGGCCUGUUGGAUCUGCAUUCUUUUGACACUGAGCUUAUUCCUGAGAUUCCAGCAACAAAUGCAUUUGAUGGCAACUCCUUGUAUAAACCUUCCCGUUAUAGAAGCUCUGAUGAUUCUGAACCUUAUAUGAUGGGCAAACAGACUAACAGAGGUCGUGCUCCUGAAAACGUCUUGAAAAGUUUUCCUGUUGACAAAGAAAAAUCAAGUUCUGUAGCAAAGAUCAAAGUUGUGGUUCGAAAGAGACCAUUAAAUAAGAAGGAAUUAGCAAAGAAUGAGGAAGACAUUAUAGAGACAUAUUCCAAUUCAUUAACGGUGCAUGAGACUAAACUGAAGGUUGACCUAACUCAGUAUGUGGAGAAGCAUGAAUUUGUGUUUGAUGCUGUCUUAAACGAGGAGGUUACAAAUGAUGAGGUGUAUCGUGAAACAGUGGAGCCCAUUGUUCCAAUAAUCUUUGAACGUACUAAAGCAACUUGCUUUGCAUACGGGCAAACGGGAAGUGGAAAAACUUACACUAUGAAGCCACUGCCACUUAAAGCAUCCAGGGACAUUUUGAGAUUAAUGUAUCAUACUUACAGAAAUCAAGGUUAUCAACUGUUUGUGAGUUUCUUUGAAAUCUAUGGUGGGAAGCUUUUUGAUCUCCUUAAUGACCGAAAAAAACUUUGCAUGAGGGAGGAUGGUAAGCAGAAAGUUUGCAUUGUGGGUUUGCAAGAGUACCGAGUAGCAGAUGUAGAACAAAUCAAAGAACUGAUUGAAAAAGGAAACGCCACAAGAAGUACAGGCACCACAGGUGCAAACGAGGAAUCUUCACGGUCACAUGCAAUACUUCAGCUUGCUAUCAAGAAGUUGAUUGAUGGCAAUGAAUCCAAACCUCCCCGCCCCAUUGGCAAGCUCUCCUUCAUUGAUCUUGCUGGAAGUGAACGUGGAGCAGAUACCACGGAUAAUGACAAACAAACAAGAAUAGAAGGUGCCGAGAUCAAUAAAAGCUUACUCGCCUUAAAGGAAUGCAUAAGAGCUCUUGAUAAUGAUCAGGGGCACAUCCCUUUCAGAGGCAGUAAACUGACUGAAGUCUUGAGGGAUUCAUUUGUUGGCAAUUCGCGCACUGUUAUGAUAUCUUGCAUAUCACCAAGCUCUGGUUCAUGUGAACAUACUUUAAAUACAUUAAGAUAUGCUGACAGGGUGAAGAGCCUGUCAAAAGGGAAUAAUUCCAAGAAAGAUGUUUUAUCUUCUACUAUCAACCUCAAAGAAUCAACCACGGUUCCAUUGUCUUCUGUUACUGCAUCAGCCUAUGAGGAUCGCACAACUGAGGUAUGGCAGGAUGAAAAUGAUGGAGAUGAUUUCAGUCCUCCUGAAGAUUACUACGAGGAGGUGAAACCAUCACUGAAGAAUAAUGCAAAGGUGGAAUCAUAUGCUACAACUGAAGACAAAUUAAAGAAACCUAGUGGUCAGGUCAAAUGGAAGGAUCUUCCAAGAUCUGAACCUAAAACGAUGCACUCAGAGGAUGAUUUAAAUGAACUCUUACAGGAAGAAGAGGACCUUGUAAAUGCUCACCGGACACAAGUAGAGGAGACCAUGAAUAUUGUUAGAGAGGAGAUGAACCUCUUGGUUGAAGCAGAUCAACCAGGGAAUCAGCUGGAUGAUUAUAUAACAAAACUAAAUGCCAUUCUUUCUCAGAAGGCUGCUGGCAUCAUGCAGUUACAGACUCGAUUAGCACAUUUUCAGAAACGCUUAAAGGAGCAUAAUGUGUUGGUUUCAUCUGUUGGUUACUAAGAUCAUUUGAAAUAUAGUUGGAGUCAUGUCAUGCAUUUCUAAGAUUGAGUUGGAGAAUAUGUGACAUGACGUACCACUCUUAAUAGUUGUGAUUCAUCAUUAUUUGGUAGCACCUAGGGGUUUCUCCUGGGCCCUGGGGAUUAGAAGGUCUUCAUUUUUCUCUUUACCCUUUUGAGAAUGUUGACUUGUAUUCGUUUUACGCCAGCUAUAAUGCUAAUGUAUCAAUGUAUAAAGUUCUACAUUGAUCUUUAAUUAA
This is a messenger RNA of Arachis stenosperma, 2586 nucleotides long. RefSeq names its product kinesin-like protein KIN-13B. Gene Ontology annotation, biological process: microtubule-based movement. Gene Ontology annotation, molecular function: microtubule binding; ATP binding; microtubule motor activity. Bases 237 to 2330 code for a protein of 697 amino acids. The transcript is spliced from 12 exons. The record is from RefSeq and is a predicted model, not a curated record. NCBI's taxonomy places the organism in Eukaryota, Viridiplantae, Streptophyta, Magnoliopsida, Fabales, Fabaceae.